AUGUGCGGUCACUCACACACAAAACCGACCGAUAUUGGGGUAAAUAUAAUCGGGGGCAGUGAUGUAGCCCAUGGUGAAUUUCCCUGGCAAGUGAUACUCAAUUACGAUUAUGAUGGUCAAAAAACUGACAACUGCGGGGCGACAAUAAUUAACGAGAAUUGGGUCCUAACGGCUGCCCAUUGUGUCAAAGAUAUGCCCGAAGCGGACAAAUAUAACAUACGGUUAAACGUUUACAACCGAACCACUCAUGACAGCACUGAACUCAACGUUAAGGCAAAAAAGUUGAUUGUCCAUGAGCAUUACAAUCGGACUAUUAAAGUGAAUGACAUCGCUCUAAUCAAACUGAGCGAAACACUUGAUUUUAAUGGCAAACACAAAGCAGUGGAACCCAUAUGUCUGCCGAACCCGAGCACCAAACUGGUCGACAAGUGUGUGGCCACUGGUAUUGGUCUCAAUGAACAGGGACGUCAGCCGCAGAUAUUGCAGAAAGUGAACGAACCCUUAAGGGAUGAUAAGGUUUGCGCCGAUAUCUACGACAUCUACAACAGUGAUGUGGAUCUGUGUGGGGGAAGCGGUCAAAAGGGCGGCGUCUGUACGGGUGAUUCCGGUGGACCCCUGCAGUGUUUGGCCACUGAUGGUCUCUGGUAUCAGUUGGGCAUUACGUCAUACGGCGGCACAUGUGGUGAAGUGCCCGAUGUCUUUGGUGUGCAAAUCGGGGCCACAAUAAUAGGUGGUAGCGAUGCACUGGUGGGAGAGUUUCCGUGGCAGGUCAUAGUGUCGGCCGCCAACGAGACUAAUCCCGACGCCAGGGAUUUCUGCGGCGGGACUAUAAUCGACGACCGAUGGAUACUAACCGCUUCUCAUUGCGUUGAGCACAUCAAAGAUGUGACCAAUUAUUACAUAAGACUAGGCGUUCACAACCGCACCGCUCGUGAGCCCACCGAAGUUGAUAUUAAAGUUAAUAAG
Medioppia subpectinata is the source of this 966-nucleotide messenger RNA. The record is from the annotation of a GenBank genome assembly. NCBI's taxonomy places the organism in Eukaryota, Metazoa, Arthropoda, Arachnida, Sarcoptiformes, Oppiidae.